Molecule: messenger RNA, 881 nt
Organism: Lactuca saligna
Lineage: Eukaryota; Viridiplantae; Streptophyta; Magnoliopsida; Asterales; Asteraceae
Source: the annotation of a GenBank genome assembly
AUGGGACCGGGUUUGAGGAAUCAAAAUGGCAAAACCCCGGGCAUCAUCGCCUCAAGUGGAAAAAUGGCGGGAAACGAAAAACUAUUUCUUAGCAAAACAGUCUGGAAAGUCGGGGAAGAAAUCAGCCCGAUCUUAGAGCUGAGUCUGUACAAUGACUGGGUUUUUGAGUUGAGAUAUGGUUUUGGUCUUCUACUGUAUGGUUUUGGAUCCAAGAAGAGUUUGAUUGAAGAUUUUGCUUCAACAGCCUUAACUGAUUACAGUGUGAUUGUUGUCAAUGGAUAUCUUCAGUCGAUCAAUCUUAAACAGGUAUAUAAUAUGUUGUUUAUAUUUACACAAUUAAAAAUGCAGCUCUCAUACUUUUGUGUCUAUGAGAAAGAUGCAGCCACAAAAGUUGUCAAAAUUGCCAUUGCAAUGGCUGAAGUACUAUGGGAUCAGUUGAAAAUGCAACCAAAAGGAUUGCAUCAUAAAGAUCAACAACCAUUUGAGGGUUGCAACCCCUGAGCUGACCCAUACUGUCCUAACACAGAAAAGUGUGUCUGUAUACGAUUAAUUUAGGUGUCAUCAUUUAUUGGGGGUUGCAUUUUGAGCGGAAUUGUUGGGAGGUAGGAAUUUGUGAUAUGAAAGAUGAUGUAAUGGUUAGGUUUGAUACACAUGAAUUGAGUUAAAGGUUUGUUUGUGGCAUUUUCAUAUAAGUACUACAAUCAUGGAAAAAGAAUAGGUCAUCUUGUGGGCAUGAUAGGGGACCAUGAGUUGGUUAUCAUUUCAUUCAAUGGUAUGUCUACCUAAUGAUUUGUUUGCAGCGGAUGAAUUUGAGAUCAUGUUCAAUGUGUUAUGACAAACAAAUGGAAAGACUAAGAAUUGUCAUGAGUGCUGGUUAGGUC